This is a messenger RNA of Scheffersomyces coipomensis, 1014 nucleotides long. It is a transcript of the gene HYM1, whose product is annotated as Hym1p. Bases 1 to 1014 code for a protein of 337 amino acids. Gene Ontology annotation, biological process: intracellular signal transduction. The record is from RefSeq and is a predicted model, not a curated record. Lineage: Eukaryota; Fungi; Ascomycota; Pichiomycetes; Serinales; Debaryomycetaceae. Gene Ontology annotation, molecular function: protein serine/threonine kinase activator activity. The transcript has a single exon.
AUGUCAUUUUUAUUCAAGAGAAAUCCUAAGACUCCACAAGAGAUAGUUCGUGCCGUUAAUGAACUGGUGAUUAAAUUGGAUUCAAGUGUGGGUGAUAGUCAAAAAAAGUAUCAAGAUGAAUGUUCCCGAUAUUUAAAACAAAUGAAAGUUAUAUUGAUUGGAGAUGAUGAAAAUGCUCCCCAACCUGAUCAAAUCAGUUAUUUGGCCCAAGAAAUAUAUUCCACUGAUUCAUUAUACCUUUUGAUAUACCAUUUAAAGAAAUUAGAUUUUGAUUCAAGAAAAGAUGUUCAAUUAAUAUUUCUGAAUCUUUUACGACGACAAUUAGCAAAUAAAUCUCCUACUGUUGAUUAUAUUAUUAAUUCCAAACCUGAAAUCAUCUUGAUGUUAUUAAAGGGUCCAGAAACUCAUUCAAUUGGAUUAAUAAGUGGUCAAAUCUUACGAGAUUGUUUAAAAUUUGAAAUCAUUAAUAAAUUUAUAUUAGGUAAUUCAUUAUUUUGGAAUUUUUUUAAAUAUGUUCAAAUUCCAAUAUUUGAAAUUGCAACUGAUUCAUUUAUAACUUUACAUGAUUUAUUAACAACUCAUAGAAAAUUAGUAUCAGAAUUUUUAAAUAAUAAUUAUGAUCAAUUUGUUAUAAAUAUUAAUAAAUUAAUGCAAUCAUCAAAUUAUGUUACCAAAAGACAAAGUGUUCGAUUAUUAAGUGAAAUUAUAUUACAAAAAUAUAAUCAAAAUAGUAAAUAUUUUGAUGAAGCAACUAAUUUAAAGAUUAUAAUGUUAAUUUUAAAUGAUAAACUGAAAAAUUUACAAAUUGAAGGAUUUCAAAUAUUUAAAUUUUUUAUUGCAAAACCAAAGAAAUCGCAAAAAGUAUUAGAUAUUUUGGUUAAGAAUAAAGAAAAUUUUAUUGCAUUUUUUAAAGGAUUUGAUAUUGAAAGUUAUCAAAUUCCAAAUUUAGUGGAAGAAAGGGAUUAUAUUUUAGGUAAAAUUCAACAAUUACCUGAUAUUGAAAGAAUUCAAUAA